Molecule: messenger RNA, 1923 nt
Organism: Helicoverpa zea (corn earworm)
Lineage: Eukaryota; Metazoa; Arthropoda; Insecta; Lepidoptera; Noctuidae
Exons: 3
Coding region: 288-1610 (440 amino acids)
Source: RefSeq, a predicted model, not a curated record
UCAAGUCUCAUAUCAGUCGUCUGCGCGGGAAGUGAGCACAACUGACGCGCGCAUUGCCUUCCUACAUUCCACAUUAUUUACUCCGUUUCAUUUGGGAACUAUAACGUCUUUUAGUGUUACAGUGAAGCGAGUUACUUAGUGCAGAACAACACCCUCGUUAUCGCGAUGUGUUACGCGUGUGUACGCAAGUGAUUUGCUUCUGUUUACCUAUAAGUUGUUCGAGUUAAUCAUUGCGGUGUUCUCAUGAGUGUGUGACAAGGAGUGCGAUGGUGAGGUGAGGCAGGGGCAUGCGCUGCUCGGUGUGGUGGUGGGCGCUGGCGGGGCUGCUGGCGCGCGCCCCGGCGCUCUCCGCCACGCCCACGGCCUGCGAGGAGGACGCCUGCCGCUGCGACCCCUUCACCAGACUCAUUUGCACAUGCACCACUGAAUAUUCCGAGGUGACAUUGCGGCCUGACGGCGCAUACAGGGUUCCGUCGACAGCCACUGCAAUCAUCAUCGACAACUGUUCUCGAGUGACCUUCUUACCAGACACAGUCCGCAAUCUCAUACAGCUGCGCAACAUACAACUACGGAAUGUGGACCAUGUGGUGAUUAACGAGCGAGCGCUCUCCUGGUCUCCGUUCUCCAAUAGAAACGAAAUGAACCCAGGACUUCGGAUCUCGAUAACCAACAGUACGAUAGACGAAAUCGCUUCUCAUGCGAUACAGGGACGAGUGAACGACGUCGUCAUCAGCGACUCCAGGAUAAGAGCACUGAAGCCUUUUGCAUUCUCCAGCCUUACUGGUGUCAACAAUAUUGACUUAUCGGACAAUGUCUUCGAAAACAUCGAAAUUCAGGCUUUCAAGAAAUUCACCGUGGAUAACUUCAUAUUGCGCGGUGGCAGGAUCGAUACGUUGCCGAGCAGGUUCCUGUCGGAUGUCGAGGUGACCAACCUGUUCCGGAUGGAAGGUGUUACUGUUAAGUAUUUGUUUAGUUUAACUUUUCUUGUCAAUUCACCAAAGAGAGUCCUCAUAGAGAGUAACAACAUUGAAACGUUGGAAGGUGACGGGUUUCACAUAGUUACGAGAGGGCCCAUUACCUUUAGAAAUAAUACGGUAACCAACUUGAGGAAGGGUGCAUUUUUUGGAUUCACCGUUGACUUAGAGAUAGCAUCAGUGAUGGGGCCUCAAGAACUGCUAAUAGACAAUAACACUGUGAGUAAUUUGGGGCCCGAUUCGCUGGUGUUCAACCGCACGCGGCUGACGCUGCGGGUGGACGGGCUGCGCCUGAACGCGUCGUGCUCGUGCGCCAUGGCCGAGCCGUGGCGCGCCGUGCUGGCGGAGCAGGGCGGCGCGCUCGCCUGCUGGUACCCGCUGGAGGGGCACUUCGUGUCGCUGCCCACCUACUUCGACACCAGGUGUGGCCCAUUUAAACAAAACUUUUGGAUUUUCGUACUCAUAGGAGUUAUCGUCGUUUUAGUUCUAGCGGCCAUAGCCAUAUUUUUUAUAGUAAGACGAGAAAACGAGAAGAAAAAGAAAGUACAGAUAGUUAUGCCCGAUGGAAAGACUUACAGGGAAACUGAGUUCCAUAUAGUUGUCGAAAGAGCGGAGCUUCUGACCACCGAUCUGUAAUCGGCUAGUGCAGGGAGCAAAGUGAUGUCUGCCAUUGUGUGUCCGGUGACAAACAUUACACGAAUAAUCUGUCCGAUUAUAUAUUCUACCUCAAGGGGCUGAUGUUCCAAUACGUUCAUAGGACAUGGGUUUUCGAUGUGAAGAGUGCCAUCAGCGAGCACCGUGGUGUGGCGCACUGCGUCAGUAUAUAAGUGCCAACAUUUGUUUUACACCGAUCAGUAUUACGCGAUGUGGUGUUGCAAAAUAUACUACUUAGGGCUUUUUUGAGAAUAGCAUUAAAUUAUUGUGAUGAAUAAAAAGUAAGUACAACGAA